Danio rerio (zebrafish) is the source of this 3842-nucleotide messenger RNA. RefSeq names its product high mobility group AT-hook 1b (gene hmga1b). NCBI's taxonomy places the organism in Eukaryota, Metazoa, Chordata, Actinopteri, Cypriniformes, Danionidae. The record is from RefSeq and is marked validated. Gene Ontology annotation, molecular function: DNA binding. Gene Ontology annotation, biological process: regulation of DNA-templated transcription. Gene Ontology annotation, cellular component: chromatin; nucleus.
CUUUUUGCACCCGCGGACGUCGAUUUGCCUCGGAAUUAAGACGGUGCUUUAAGGGUAGACGGUCGGUUGCGCUAUAAUUUAACAUCGUGCGGGAGGUGGAGCCGCCGAACAGAGCAGCGCGCGCACCACGACAUUAUUAUUCCUCUUAAGUGCAUACUGCAAUCAUGAGUGAUUCAGAAAAACAAACCGUCUCCCUUAAGGACAAGGAUGGAGUAGAGAAAAGAGGACGAGGAAGACCAAGGAAGCAUCCUAAGGAAUCCAGUGGGUCACCAAGUGCGAAAAAACCAAGAGGACGACCAAAAGGCAGCAAAAACAAAGGCCCAUCCAAGAGAAAAUCAUCGACCUCUGGCAGCAAAGCGAAGGGAAAGCCUAAGAAAGAGGAAAAGGAAAAACCUCAGGAUUCGUCUGAGGACGCUGAAGAAGACGAGGAUGAAGAACAGUAACAAUCUGACCGGAGCACUACCUCAUAUUCAACCAAACCAACAGCAGUCUGCUCUCCAACCUGUGGACAACACAGAAUGUCUUUCUACAACCACAAAAGGACAGUAACCGAUCCUGCAUAAUACAUGAGCUUCAUGUCAUUAGAUCAACUAUACUGAAGAAAUCACAACCACAAUGCAUACAAUUAUGUGUUUCCAGUUAUUUCUACUAUAUAUAUAUAAACACACACACAAAUAUAUAUAUAUAUAUAUAUAUAUAUAUAUAUAUAUAUAUAUAUAUAUAUAUAUAUAUAUAUAUAUAUAUAUAUAUCUAAAUUGGACUGAGGUGCUUUUUUACUAUAGCAUUGUUUGUAGUUUAGUCACUUUUGUGUCCAAGUAGGAAGAUAGAUUUAGAUCAAGCUAUAAUUUAAUAUGUGACAUCCUAAGCUUAAUAGUUCUUAUAGAAUGGAUUCAUUUUGAAUGUAGCCAGUCAAACUACACUGUAAAAAAUAUCUGUAAAUGAGCUUUUUUCUGUAUUUUCCCCUGUUUUUUAUGCUUUUAAAUUGAAUUAUGGGACUUUGAUUAUUCUUCCGUCAACUUUUAACCUUGAAAAGUUUGAAAAGGGACAUUUAUUACGGUUUUUAAUAGUUUAAAGUGAUAUAUUGUCUGGUUUGGCGGGGUAUAUUAAGCUACAAAAACCUUGUGAUAAACUGCCAGUGCAUUUUCUGCUAUAUUACACUCUUAUUUCUCUAUAUUUAAUAAUUUUAUAAACUAUUAAAACGACUAAAAUGUCAAUAAAAGUCACUUUGUUAAACUGCAGAGUUGAAUUUUCAGCAUCAAAAGUUGACAGGAUAUCCCAUAAUGCAAUUCACAACCAUAAAUAAAUGGAUAAUUAACCGAUAUUUAUUUUACAGUGUAGCUUUUUGUUAGUGUAGCUGUGCAACUAUCAUCAUUGAGUAUUUGUUUGAAGGCAGGGGACUUGUAUUUUGUAGUAACUGAAAAAUAAGUUACCCUGACCAGGAGUGUAUAGAUUUUAGCAGCUUAUAAAUGUGAUGUUUUCCACUAGAAUCCCCAGAAAUCAGCAUUGAGGAUUAUAACACACGGUUUGUGUCUGGAUGUACUGUGUAUUUCUAUAUUUGUUGGUCACUGUAGAAGUUCCUGGAAGCAUCGUUACGUUUUUGAAGCCAUCGCUGACACUGAUCUCUCGGGUACAAAUUGCACUUUUAAACUGAUUCGCAGAAAACAGUUGAUUCGUUUUUGAUGGUAUAUUAUGCUAGACGACAUUCCUGGUAACAAAAAAUAGCACUAUUUUAAAACUGCAUGAUGAUACUUAUUGUGCUUAUUCCUUUUUAAGAAACAAUGUGGCCAUUUUUGGAUUUCUUAAAUGGUUAAAAAAAAGUUGGAAUUUAAAAAAACAAUAUAUACACUUACCGGCCACUUUAUUAGGUACACCUGUCCAACUGCUCAUUAACGCAAAUUUCUAAUCAGCCAAUCACAUGCCAGCACCUCAAUACAUUUAGGCAUGUAGACAUGGUCAAGACGAUCUGCUGCAGUUCAAACCGAGGUAUGCAAAGGAGCAUCAACAUGUCCAACCUUGAGGCAGAUGGGCUACAACAGCAGAAGACCACACCGGGUGCCACUCUUGUUAGCUAAGAACAGGAAACAGGCUACGAUUUGCACAGACUCACCAAAAUUGGAAAACGCUUGCUGGUCUGAUGAGUCUUAAUUUUUGCUGCGACAUUCGGAUGGUCGGGUCAGAAUUUAGCAUCAACAAUAUGAAAGAAUGGAUCCAUCCUGCCUUGUAUCAACAGUUCAGGCUGGUGGUGGUGGUGUAAUGGUGUGGGGGAUAUUUCCUUGACACACUUUGGGCUCAUUAGUACCAACUGAGCAUCGAGUAAACACCACAGCCUACCUGAGUAUUGUUGCUGACCAUGCCCAUCCCUUUAUGACCACAGUGUACCCAUCUUCUGAUGACUACUUUCAGCAGGAUAACGCACCAUGUCAUAAAGCGUGAAUCAUCUCAGACUGGUUUCUUGAACAUGACAAUGAGUUCACUGUACUCAAAUGGCUUCCACAGUCACCAGAUAUUAAUCCAAUAGAGCAACUUUGGGAUGUGGUGGAACGGGAGAUUCACAUCAUGGUUGUGCAGCAGCCGACAAAUCUCCAGCAACUGUGAUGCUAUCAUGUCAAUAUGGAGCAAAAUCUCUGAGGAAUAUUUCCAAUACCUUGUUAAAUCUAUCCCACGAAGGAUUAAGGCAGUUCUGAAGGCAAAACGAAGUCCAACCUGGCACUAGUAAGGUGUACCUAAUAAAGUGGCCGAUGCCUUGCACAUUGAAGUGGUUCUUGGAUUUUUUUGGUGACCAAAAAUCAAACAUUGAAAUGUAUAUUAAUGUUACAAAUACUCCACAUUUUUAUGGCAUUGUUCCUUAAAGCACGGGUUCUCAAACUUUUCAGCUCGCGACCCCCAAAAUAACAAUGCCAGUGGCUCGCGACCCCCAAUAUCCUCUGAGGUGGUUAUAAAUACAAAAACUUUGCAUGCAAUGGUGCACACACACCAAUAGACCUAAGUCUAUUCCUCGUAGAUUUUUUUUAUGUAUGUUAGUGCUGUAAAUGGCCCAGAAAGCAUAGCUUCAGAUGCAGCUAUGCUGUGUGUUUAAUAUAAUGUAAUUACCCCAGCGAUCGCAAUUGAAUAGAACUAGUAACUAUUAGCUACUAUAGUAACUUUAUAAAGUAGUAUAUAGUAACUACAGUAUAAAUUACUAUUUUUUUCUAGGUUAUGGAUAAAAUAUGGUAAUUCUUAUGGUUUAAUAAAAAUAAAUAGAUUUUUGGAAAUCACCAGGCGACCCCCUUUCAUUGUCCCACGACCCCUCGGGGGUCCCGACCCCCACUUUGAGAACCACUGCCUUAAAGGACACUUUGCAUUACAGAUUUCUCCACACCCAAGUGCUUUUAAAUGAGAAUGAUUUCUUUAAAUCAUCUGGCUGUACAUGCAAAUGCUUCAAAUUUCUGACUCAAAAAUAAAUGACACAUUCCCUAUGUACUGUAUACAUAUGACAGGAUACAAAUUUUUCAUAUGUGCAAAUUCAAACUAUAGCCCACAUAAAUCCUCCUUAAAACACUAGGAUUGUAUUUUACACAUUUAAGUCCUUCUAAUCCUCAGAACUCUGAGACAUUCACCUCAGGUAUAAAGGUUUUAUGAACAGACAGCAAAAGCCCAAGACAAUGUCAAUCCCUCCGGCAGUAGAAAAACCCUUUAUUCUGCAGUGAUUGUCCGUGUAGCAGUAAAUAGCCUAGGGAUGCUGUGUGUGUGUGUGACAUUUUAAUAAAACAAUACUAGAGUUCUAAAAUGUGUGUUAGAUUUAUAGACUGUUUAUUUGUAUAUGUAUAAUGUGUGUGUUGAUCUGAAUAAAAAUACUUUUUCAA